AUGUCCAAAAGAAUCAAUUCCUUCUUCCAACCCAUCCCGUCGAAGAAGCCCAAACCCGAUGCGGAAGCUCUACCAGCAUCCCGCACGCACCACCCAAACUACCCCAUGCCUAUUCGUGACCUCCCCUCGCAUAUCUUCAAGCCGAUCGCAAAUCUCGAGCGUGUACGGCCCCCGCAAGCCAUCAACAACCAGCCACACCUCGACCUGCUGUAUUUCCAGCCAUUCAUCCCGUCGCCGAUCGCCCGCGAUUUGUUCAACUUCCUCCGGAAUGAGCUCCCCUUCUAUCGCGUGCAGUACACCAUCCGCCGCGGUCCAACGGAGACACUGAUCAACACGCCGCGUUACACGACCGUCUUCGGCGUGGACGAGACAAGCAUUUUCAUACCGGGUUCACAGGAUACGAAACCUAGCGGCGUCGACAACUCCUCGUCCGAGUUGACUCAGACCCAGACUCCCACCCUCGCUCUCGUAGAGGCCCGCACCCGCGCCCCACCAACCACGCUCAAAGACAAAACCAAGUACAACCAUCCCCCGCGCCCCAUCCCGCCGUGUCUCGAUGUCCUCCGCCAGGCUGUCGAGGCUGCCACCGCCGACGGAACCCAUUACAACUUCUGCCUGGUGAAUUACUACGCCACGGGCGAUGACAGCAUCUCAUACCACUCGGACGAUGAGCGUUUCCUGGGGCCGAACCCCACGAUCGCGUCCAUCUCGCUUGGCGGGCAGCGGGACUUCAUGCUCAAGCAUAAACCUGUGGCCGGGAGUGACGUCGACGCAGGGAAGCCGCUCAAGUUCCCGCUCAACUCCGGGGACAUGAUCGUCAUGAGGGGCGAGACACAGGCUAAUUGGUUGCAUAGUAUUCCAAAGCGGAAGGGGGCGCAGGGGAGCCAGGGGAGAAUCAAUAUCACAUUCCGGAAGGCGGUGGUACCGGGUGGCACAAAUAAUUAUUAUAGGUAUAAUGUGGGCGACGGCGCGGUUUAUCGAUGGGAUGAGUUGGGAAAACGAAUGGUUGCUGUCAAGAAAGAGAAAGAAACGGAAGGAGUGAAAGAGUCCCAAAAGGUAGACGAAGUGAAGAUUGAGGAAUAA
Messenger RNA from Aspergillus brunneoviolaceus CBS 621.78, 1083 nucleotides. Its product is annotated as alpha-ketoglutarate-dependent dioxygenase AlkB family protein. NCBI's taxonomy places the organism in Eukaryota, Fungi, Ascomycota, Eurotiomycetes, Eurotiales, Aspergillaceae. The transcript is spliced from 2 exons. Bases 1 to 1083 code for a protein of 360 amino acids. The record is from RefSeq and is a predicted model, not a curated record. Gene Ontology annotation, biological process: DNA repair.